Tetrahymena thermophila SB210 is the source of this 819-nucleotide messenger RNA. Its product is annotated as transmembrane protein, putative. The record is from RefSeq and is a predicted model, not a curated record. NCBI's taxonomy places the organism in Eukaryota, Ciliophora, Oligohymenophorea, Hymenostomatida, Tetrahymenidae. The transcript has a single exon.
AUGGUAAACUAGAUUAUAUAUCUUAAUAGCUUUCGAUACCAAAUGAGGAAAAUAUUAAGCCAUUUUAUCUAUUAAAAGGUAAUAUUAUUGAUAAAAAGAUACAAUUCUGAACACUGUAUAAAAUUACAUAAGAUUUUUUAUUAUAAAUAUAAUAAAAAUAAUGUAAUUUUUAAUUAAUUUACAUUUAUUCAAUAUUUAUAAUAAAAUUAGUUUUAUUAUGUAAUUUAUUCUUUAUAUUUUCUUGCUUAAUUCAGCAUUUUACACUCAUCUUUUUUGGAUUUCCUUAUUAAAAAACUACAUUUUUAAUAUUAUUUAAUUUCUAAAUAAUUGAAUAAAUCAAAUUAAAAUUAGAAAUAAAUAUUUUAAUUAAAAUAUUGUUUGCAAACUCCUCACUUUAGUCAUUAAAAUUAUAUUAUGAAAAUUAUUAACUAAAUUUAUCAGUUUGUUUUAACAAAUCUCUUAAACCAUUUUUUAUUGUAAAUUUAAUUUUAAAAUUAAAAGAAAAUUUUAAAUAAUUCAAACGUAAUAUUUAAUUUAUUAGCUAUAAUUGAAAAAGCAAUAAAUAUCUUUAGAAAGAGUUUGUGUAAAAUAAAUGGAUUAGUAAAUAUUAGUAAGUCAACAAUUAAUUUAGCCAAAAAAUAUCCUAAAAAAUUUAAUAGGAUUUUCAAAUAAAUGGCUAAGUCUAAUUUGGGGAUGCCUACUACAGUACCUUAUAUAUAUUCAUAGGGACUACGUAAACGAGAUAUGCUUAGAUUUAUACUUUUAUACUAAAAUGUAGAGUUAUUUAUACCUUUUGCAAUACGUCUUGAUGUUUGUUGA